This is a messenger RNA of Zea mays, 953 nucleotides long. RefSeq lists its product as uncharacterized. NCBI's taxonomy places the organism in Eukaryota, Viridiplantae, Streptophyta, Magnoliopsida, Poales, Poaceae. The coding region runs from base 112 to 747 and encodes 211 amino acids. The record is from RefSeq and is marked validated. Gene Ontology annotation, cellular component: photosystem I; photosystem I reaction center; chloroplast thylakoid membrane. Gene Ontology annotation, biological process: photosynthesis. The transcript has 2 exons.
GACCCUCCUCAGCUAGUACCUACCGGCCAGUAGUCGUCGCGUCUGCAGGCAGAUCUGAGUUAGCCGGCGGAUCCGAUCCGUGCGCGUGCUGCUGUGUGUGUGUCGGUGGAGAUGGCCACAGCUUACGCUCCCAUGGCGAGCCAGGUGAUGAAGAGCAGCCUCGUCGUGCACUCGAGGCCGAGGGGCCUGUCAGGCGCUGCUGCGCUCACGAGGCGGCCCGGCCGGUUCACCGUCAAGGCCAUCCAGCCCGAGAAGGCAACGUACCAGGUGGUGCAGCCCAUCAACGGCGACCCGUUCAUCGGCAGCCUGGAGACGCCGGUCACCUCCAGCCCGCUCGUGGCGUGGUACCUCUCCAACCUCCCGGCCUACCGCACCGCCGUGAGCCCGCUGCUGCGGGGCGUCGAGGUCGGCCUCGCGCACGGCUACCUCCUCGUGGGGCCCUUCGCGCUCACGGGCCCGCUCCGCAGCACGCCCGUGCACGGCCAGGCCGGCGCGCUCGGCGCCGCCGGCCUCGUCGCCAUCCUCAGCGUCUGCCUCACCAUGUACGGCGUCGCCUCCUUCAACGAGGGGGACCCGUCCACGGCGCCCACGCUCACGCUCACCGGCAGGAAGAAGGAGGCCGACAAGCUGCAGACCGCCGACGGCUGGGCCAAGUUCACCGGGGGGUUCUUCUUCGGCGGCAUCUCCGGCGUGCUCUGGGCCUACUUUCUCCUCUACGUGCUCGACCUCCCCUACUUCUUCAAGUAGAAAUCAUCAAAGAUGCGUAUAUAUAUAGCUCCGGCCGAUCCUCCUCUCUAGCUGCAUGGUAUGUAGGUGGUGUGGUCCUUGUUUCAUUUCACUCCAGCGGUGAUCAGCGCCGUGUAUAAAUGUAAUUCCUCUGCUUUGCACAUGGAUGGAUUGGGAUGUAACCUGUUCAACUUUUUUUUACCUUAUUGGAUGCAUCAUUCAGAGCU